This is a messenger RNA of Colletotrichum tamarilloi, 339 nucleotides long. RefSeq names its product transcriptional regulator. The coding region runs from base 1 to 339 and encodes 112 amino acids. Lineage: Eukaryota; Fungi; Ascomycota; Sordariomycetes; Glomerellales; Glomerellaceae. The transcript has 2 exons. The record is from RefSeq and is a predicted model, not a curated record.
AUGGGCAUACGGAGUGUGUCCAGCCACAAUCCGUUUGUGCUGGAUGCCCAGGAUGAGUCGAGCGACUUCGAGUUGGGACGGCUGCGAGGUCAUUUAGCUCGUGCAAACCCUCAGAGCAAAGACAUCGUCGAAGAGCUGUCCCGUGGCGAAUCUGGAACUGCUGUGAUAACCCUGCAGCGUAACGUACUCGUCGUCUUCACUUCACCGGUACAACACUACGUCACGCCGAGAUUCUACACGGAGAAGAAGCCCGUAAAUGGGAAGGUUGUUCCAACGUGGAAUUACUCUGCAGUCCAGGUGUACGGCAAAGCGACCGUGUAUAUCAAUUCCAAGUCUUAA